AUGAAGCUUCAUCUAAGGUAUCGUCCAAUUCAAGAGGUUGGCUUCCUACAAGUACUUUGCAGCCGAAAAUAUUACAGGGCCAUGUGGUUGUGUUCUUUAACAGUCUUAGUUAUGAUGAUUACUUAUCACCUAAAUGGGGAAGAACUAGGUAUACGUGAGUUCGAUAGAAAGAAUUUCGUCGGAGGCAAGUUCAAACAUGCGGUAUCGCUGCUUCUAAAUGCAAGUCUCAGUAUAAAACAAAAAUCGACUGUGAUACAAAAUUCUACAAAAGAUGGAUCAGCUCAUACAAAUGAUUGUCAACGUUGGUGUCAUAAAAAAAACACAGCCAGUUCGACGUAUUUUCUCAGUGGAGUCUUGCUUGUACGAAUUUAUUCCAGCGACUUGGCAAAACUCAGCACAAGAGAACUACUCCAAUGGCUUUAUUAUCUAAAGUACGCUGGUUUUGAACAUGUUUACGUGUACGAUGCUUAUGUUUAUGAGAAUGAAUCACAAAAGAACGCUCUCGAAUUCCUCGUAAAGGAAGAUUUCGUCACUCAUGUGGACUGGAGUCACAACGCGUUUCCCUACUCAAUAACUGGGACUCAGGAAAGUGCCUAUCAACAUUGCUUAAAAACUUGGGGCAAUAAAUCGUAUUGGCAGGCAAGCAUCGAUAUGGAUGAGUACCCUUUCUGUCCAGAGGACACUAAACCCAAUUUUAUGCAACGUUUCAUAGCUAAUUUUUCUAGAGAACAACCUCGUGUUUCUCAGAUAACGAUGAAAAAUUUCCUGUUUCUUGGUAAACCUCUGAGCGAUAAGCAACACCCGAUCCUUAUCGACCGCCUCAAGCGGAGAACACACAGACCGGCCAACGAUUUGGUUAAACCCAUCUACAAGACUUCGCAUAUAAAGCAAUCUCAUGUCCAUCACCACGACUUGUCACAUGGCUUUUCAGUGGACGCUGAUGAAAAUAAGAUAAGACUUAACCAUUACUGGGGUGCCAGGCUUCAAAAUUGGGGAGAAGACACGCCAGAAAUUUUAUCAAAAACAAUGGAAGAUGACACAGUGGAGGAAAUUGUAAGAGAACUCCAAAAGUGUGAUUAUGUUUGCCUGCCGGACGAAUCCAUAAUUCAUACAGUUCGCUGGAAUUGAGCGAUUUUCGAUCUUUUAAACCAAUGUUAUGUUUUUAUUUGUUUAAAAUGUUGCCAACCGCUUUAUAUUUCUUUUCUUUUGGUAUAGAUUACUAUAAUAAUGAAUACAAGACAACGAGACAGAAAAUGAAAAUUAGAAAAAAUUAAACCGCAACACACUACAUUUAAUCGAUGCUAUUGAACUAUAAAAUGUUUUUCUUUGUCCUUAUCAAUUACAUUCUGCUGUUCGUAGCCAAACAAAAUUUACGAAGGGAAAAAAUGCUUUCACCUAUAUUUAGAGAUAGAGCUCUGUAGAUAAGAGCUUAAUGAAAUAUUCAUUUAAUAAAUGAGCGUUCCAAUAUAAAAGCUCUGUAUGUCGCCGGCGUUUAAAAGAUAAUAAGGAAUAAAGAAAGGAACAAAGGCAUUAUGAAUUGUGUUAUUUUACUAAGUGAUAAUAACUUGAGAGUUUCUUCACAGCUUCCUUGAGUUGGAUUCUUUUGUAUUUUUGAUGAAUUUAUUCAAAAUCUCGUGAAAGGAACAUGCAGGUGUUAUCAUCGAGUUUGUUGAAAUUGAAUAGAGAUGAAUUAAAUAUGCAAAGUGUUUACUUUAUGAACAUUUCAGUUAAGAUGAAAUACCAUUUAGUUUUAAGCCUUUUCAGUGUCGUUAAUUUUAAUAGUCGGUGAAAUAAACCGUUCGCAUUUAGCAAUUCCCUUCUCGUAUGAUUGGUAUAUGUGCAAGUGCACAAGAUGAAAAACAAGUUAUAUUUGUUUUGUUUUGUUACCAUGCAGAGCAGGUAAAAUGGUCAUAUCUUGCACUGCUAGUUAAGUCUUGAUCGCGUGAUAAAACAAACAAAGACACUUAAAUCCGAAACAAAACAAAAGAAACAUAAAAAACGAUGUUAGCCUAUUUAGAUUAUUUAGAAAGUCUGUAAAUUCUAAGAAAAGUCACUUGAAAAAAAAAUUUAUAGUAACAUCGUCACAAACCCAGAAACAAAGCGUCUCGAAGGAUAUUUAAAACAUACAUUAUAUGAACCAGGAAUAGUUUCAUAUAAUAAUUCAUUUUGCAACUCUUUGAUAUAAACUCUUGACCAUGUCAAAAUUUUCCUAGUAACCAAUAUAGUUCGUUUAAGUUUGCUGGGACUAACUUUGGUCUCGUUCUUCCUACGGGAUUUUUAUCACUUUAUAAACGCCAAAGGACUUAUCAAUGCCCUUUGAAAUUGAAGAAAUUUUACGAGGCUUCCGGUUGAGAGUACAAGGGCUGCCUAGAUGAAAAAGUUAGCCAACCUGUCCAACACGUUAGCCAGUUUGUUCAACAGGUUCCUGCUUAUUCAAACACGGUGCGUUUGCGUGUACAUCCUUCAUCGACCUUUACUUGUACUAGCGAUUAAUUACCAGCCGCUGCUUCGGGAAAUGAGCCCGCGUUCCUUAGUGCGCUUGAGCACUUGAAAUCCCUCAGAGGAAGGUUACGAUGUCGAUGAUAAGCCUAACGAAGUCUACCUCCUUUGGACGAAACUUUUGAAAUUUUAAACCUUUUGAGAACUCAUGUUUUCCAUAUCGUGACCGAAACGUUACACUCGAUUCUUGUUGAUGAUAAUAUCUAGAGGUUAAUCAUUAUUUCAUUUUCAACCUUGAAAUUGCGUCCGUGAAUGGCGGAACGUUGCUCACUAAAAUGCCGUUUAUCGGUUUUACAUACUCACUUCAAACAACCUUUGAUGAUGUCUGGAGCUCUAUUGAGAUUAAACUGCCACUGGAUAUUUUGCUUGGUUAACAAGUCGUUCAUCCUCUCGUCUCGUUGAACUUUCUUUUUCAGCAUCCAAAUGGUUAGGUUUACCAUUUGGACAUUAAAACGAACCAAACAGAUUGAAAAUUGAUUAAAUUUUUUUUUCUAGAAAAGACCCCUGAAUCAAAACUAGUAAUAAAAGUUUUAUUGAUCAUUGACGCGAAAUCCUUUUUUUUCGUUUUUUAGAAAAGUGAAUCUAUAAAACGAAGACCAUCACUAAAACGCUUUGUCAGACGCCAAUUGACGCGAAAUCAAUGGGGUCUUCGUUUUGUAGAAAAAGCCCCCCUGAAUCUAUAAAACGAAGAUCCUUGCUAAAACGCUUUGUCAGACUCCGGGGAAGGGGGGGAGGGGGAACUCCUAUACCUUGCGUAUAAGGGUAUGUGCUGCCCGACGGGGUCAUGACAUUUUCGUCUGACAAAGCGUUUUAGCGAGGGUCUUCGUUUUGCAGAUUCAGGGGGUCUUUUCUACAAAACGAAGACCCCCUUGAUUUCACGUCAUUUGGUGUCUGACAGAGUGUUUUAGCGGGGGUCUUCGUUUUGCAGAUUCAGAGGGUCUUUUCUACAAAAGGAAGACCCCCUUGAUUUCACGUCAACUGGCGUCUGACAUCCGGAGGGGCACUCAGGUAUUUCAGUUAGUCCCCGUUUGAUAAUACACUGCUCUAAGAAUUUUGUAAACUAAAACACACAGGAUAAUGCUCGUAAGCUAAAGAUGCGCUACACAGGGUUAACACUUUGCUCGUUGACGCAUUGAACCGUAUUUGUAAUAGCAAUUAAUUUCUCUUUGAAUAAUUUGUAACGUCUGCUUACAAAACUGGAGCUUUCGAGCGUUCGAAAGUCCGUGUCCGUGCUUUAUUCGGGCAAAAAAAUUAAGUCUUCGUUUUUCGGUCUUCGGUCUUCGUUUUGUAGACACCCUCUAGCCAAUAGGAUCUCAGGAAGCUUAGAAAAUACUAACGACAAUCACCCGAAUCGGAAACUCGUCACUAGUGCUCCUCAGGCGUACCUCUUGCCGGUAGGAUUUAAGCCCAACGGAUCCGAACGUUAUAUAGAUUUCCAAAGACGUGCAAUGCUAAGCUGGUGUCUGUCUCUGUCGAGAUGUUGCUUCAACAAGCUUUCUGCGAUCAGUUUAUUGGUAUAUGGCAUAUCAUUUCUUGGUAUUUUUCCUUUUCUUUUUAAAGACAUGAGGUAUUCUUUAUACUACCAGAACCCUUUCCACAACAAAACAACUGAAAUGGCAUACCAUAUUAGACAAAAUGAGAUGCGAAGUGCUGUUGCAUCACAGUUUUGGAAUGCACUUCAAAGUGAACCAUUUAACUUUACCAAGACAGUUAAAGAUGUGGACAUUGACGUCGUGAUCAUCACAACUUCUCGGUAUAUUUCUCUUCCAAAUGGGAAUAGUCCGAGGUUCUUAACUCAGGUUUUGUGGCAGUUUUUUCAAAUUCUAAACAGCACUGAAACAAGACAAUUACCAUGGAAAUUUGGCUUGUCAAUAUGCAAUGUGGAUCCAAAGCCUUAUGAAGAAGCACAAAACUUCUCUUCUUUGGUACAGUAUAUUCAGCGGUACUCAGUGGAACCAGAAAGUUUGCCGGUUGUUUAUAUUAAAGAGAAAGAAAAGCAAGAUUAUGCAUUUUGCCUGGAGGAGAGCAUGAAGUCUAGACCAAGGUAUUCUCUUCUGGUUGAAGAUGAUGCCUUUCCUCAUCCACAGCUGUUUCAGACUUUGUAUUAUCAUAUUGAGGAGAAAAAACGCUUGAUGGAUUCUCGAUUACAAACCAAUAACGUUUUGUUUUAUAAACUGUAUCAUCCUGAAAGACUUCAAGGAUUUUGGAGUCUGGAACCAGAACGCCUUCCUGAACUUUUUAGCUGUGGUUGUGUAUGUGGAACUUUUGUAACUUUUUUAAUGCACCAUUUACUGUGUUCUAAAGAAAAUAGAAGAUGUAAGCCUAAAAAUGUCUACAAUAUCUGGAUAUGGGUGGUAUUUUACUUCACUAUAGCUGCAUUUCUCAUCAAUAGGCCACAUCUAAUGCAGUUAAGGUAUCUAUCAAAGUAUUUCUUCACUGUUGGCCCCACACCAUCAUGCUGUACUCCUGGAAUGCUUUUUGUUGCUGAGAAAGCGAGUCAUUGGGUGAAUUACAUGAAAACUCAUACAUGUGGUGUAAAUUAUGGGAAGGACACCAUGCUGGAUGACUAUAGGAAAAAAUUUAAGGUGAAAGGUUUAAUUGUACAACCUAAUUUAUUCACACACAUUGGGUUUUAUUCGUCUCUCAGUCAGAAAUUAUUGGGUCCCUCUCUCAUGUACUAUCCACCAUGGUUCCCUCUCUAUUGA
Molecule: messenger RNA, 5204 nt
Organism: Pocillopora meandrina
Lineage: Eukaryota; Metazoa; Cnidaria; Anthozoa; Scleractinia; Pocilloporidae
Source: the annotation of a GenBank genome assembly